Molecule: messenger RNA, 1331 nt
Organism: Hibiscus syriacus
Lineage: Eukaryota; Viridiplantae; Streptophyta; Magnoliopsida; Malvales; Malvaceae
Exons: 1
Coding region: 261-1172 (303 amino acids)
Cellular component (GO): membrane
Source: RefSeq, a predicted model, not a curated record
ACCCUCUCUCUCUCUCUCUCUUAACCUACGGGUCUUGUCUUCCUUUCGAUUCACUUGCCUUUCUCGUUCUUUAUUUUCCUUUUUCAUCACAAUAUACAAUAAUAUUACUAUUUUAAUGGAACCCUUUCUUUUUUUGUUCUUGUUUUAAUAUGGAUAAUUUCCAUUUUGCACUCACAUUUACAUCUUCCACUCUCCCUAUUCAUAGUUUCUAUUUGCAUUAUACGAAAGCUUAAAUACCAAAGCUGGAUGGGGUAAUCUUGAUGGGGUCUGAUACAAUACGGUUCAUCGUCUUCAUGGUUGUUUUAUCGCUGUUAUCGUCGAUCGUCGUUGCCAACGGAGGCAGCUUGGGUAGAUAUAAUUCGAGGGAAUUGAACGCUUUGUUUCGAUAUUACGCGAACCGGACUUUGGCGAAUCAUCAUCGUACAGGUACAUUAAGCCGAGUUUCACUUCCUUCUAAUAUCUCUGGCAUGGAGGUUUCUGUUGUUAGACUACGUGGUAGUAGUUUAUGGGGCAGAGGUAUCAAUUCUAAAUUUGUUAAGAUCCCACCUAGUGUUAGGACAUCUCCGUACGUUAAAAGGUUAGCAAUGGUCUAUGAUAACCUCGGAAAUUGGUCUUCCAAAUAUUAUCACGUACCGGGGUAUUCGUUGGUCUCUCCAGUCAUCGGCUUCGAGGUUUACGAUUACACGGAUCUCACUGUCGGGAACUUGGCAUUGAACGUCACCGGGGGGUCCAUUUCGAUCCGGUUUCCUUAUCUAAAGACAAAAGAGAAAAACGUGACACGACUCAAAUGCAUCGGGUUUCGAAACAACGGGUCGGUCGAGUUUAAAAAUGUGACGGAGAGAGAUGUUUGCGUGACCGAAAAUACAGGGCAUUUUUGCGUCAUGAUACCGUAUUCGUCCCCGCCUUCGUCGCCGUCGAUGCCCCAAAAAAAAGGGAGGGUUUGGAAAUGGUGGGUGAUAGAGUUCGGCCUCGGAGCCGUCGGGCUAGCAGUUUUGGUUACGGCGGGAGUGGCGGUGUCGAGAUGGUGGAGAAAGAGGAAGAUAAAAGAUAUGGAGAAGGAAUCCGAUUCAUCGGUGGCGUUGGAUACGUUUUGGGUAAGGGGAGAUCUUAAAAUGCCUUGUGCGUCGAUGAUCAGAACACAGCCAGCACUCGAGCAUGAUUAUGUCCCUUGAAUUGUGGUCUUGAAUCCUUAAAAUCUCCUCCUUGUUUUACUUGCAAUUUAUUUUACUCGAUGCCCUCCCCUUCAUUGUUUUUCUUUCGGAAUUUGUUCUACAAUUCUAGGCAAUUUAGGUCCCCAAUGUUGUAUCAAUUCAUUGAAAUUAAUUCUUAAA